AUGAAGAGCGGGUGGAAUGGGAGGCCGCGCGCCCCGGAGCGUCUUCCGGACCCCGGGGCUCUCCCGGGAGCCCGCCCGCGUGCUCGGCGACGCCGGCCCCCGCGUCCGCGCCCCCGAGCCGGCCGCCGGGGCGCCGCGAGCUUGGAGAAGUUGGCGAGGAGGCCUGGAGAACUCAGGGGUUUUCAGGCUGUGCUGCCCCCGGAGCUCUGGAUCCACUUGGCCGUGGUGGCCUGUGGCAAGCGGCUGGAGGAGACCCUGGUCAUGCUCAAGUCCGCUGUGCUCUUUAGCCACAGGAAGAUCCAAUUCCACAUCUUCACGGAGGACUCUCUGAAGCCCGAGUUUGAUAAGCAGUUACGACAGUGGCCUGACUCAUAUACAAAGAAGUUUGAGCACAGAAUCUACCCCAUCACAUUUUCGGUUGGAAACCCUCAGGAAUGGAAGAAAUUAUUCAAACCCUGUGCUGCUCAGAGACUCUUUCUUCCGGUGAUUUUAAAGGAUGUGGAUUCGCUUCUCUACGUGGACACCGACGUUCUCUUUCUGAGACCCGUUGAUGACAUCUGGAAGCUUCUGAGGCAGUUUAAUGCCACGCAGCUUGCUGCCAUGGCCCCCGAGCAUGAAAUCCCCAAGAUUGGCUGGUACAGUCGCUUUGCUCGGCACCCUUUCUAUGGCUCUGCAGGAGUUAAUUCAGGAGUCAUGCUGAUGAAUCUAACUCGCAUUAGAAGUGCCCAGUUUAAGAACAGCAUGAUUCCAACAGGCUUGGCUUGGGAGGACAUGUUGUACCCUCUGUACCAGAAGUACAAGAAUGCCAUCACGUGGGGAGACCAGGAUUUAUUAAAUAUUAUUUUUUAUUUCAAUCCAGAGUGUCUCUAUGUGUUCCCCUGCCAGUGGAACUACCGCCCCGACCACUGCAUGUACGGAAGCAACUGCAAAGCCGCUGAGCGGGAAGGCGUGUCUGUGCUGCACGGGAACCGCGGCGUCUACCAUGACGAUAAGCAGCCCACUUUCAAAGCGCUCUAUGAAGCAAUACGGGAUUUUCCCUUUCAAGACAAUCUCUUUCAAUCCAUGUAUUACCCGCUCCAGCUGAAGUUUCUGGAGACUGUGCACACUUUAUGUGGACGAAUCCCACAAGUGUUUUUGAAGCAAAUCGAGAAAACAAUGAAAAGGGCUUAUGAGAAACACGUCAUCAUCCAUGUGGGCCCCAACCAGAUGCACUGAAUGUUUUUCAUAUUGUCGCAAGUGGAUUCAGCCUCUCAAGAACAAGGCAACCUUCAUCUUUAAGCUGCCCGCAUCUCUUUCGUGUGAAUAUUUAAUGGUGCUCUGUGACGGUUGAGUUUAAAAGGCCUCAUUACCUGUUGCUCAUUGAGUUGCCCCUAAAAGGAAAUAUGCUUUAAUUUUUUAAAAAUUGCUAUUUACCUCUCUGGUUUUUUUUUAAUUGUAUUACUACUCACUUAACAUUGUUCAAGCAAGUGGAGCUAGCUGUGAAAAAGAACUUUUGUGAGCCUUCCAAUUCCUGUUAAAUGUCUGAGACCUUGUCGGUGACAUCUAAUGCGGUAUAUUAAUUUCCUAUUCUUGAGACUCUUGCUAGGCAACAGACUCCCCCUUAUCCUUGUUAUAAAAGUAAUACAUGCGUGUUGUAAAACAAAAAAAUGUUAAAAACUUGUAGGGAAUACAGGUCCGUGGACCAAAAUCAAAAUUAGAUUAGCCAUAAUCCUACCAACUGGUGAAAAGAUUAUUUUAAUGGAUAGUUGCUUCCAGCGUUUUCUCCCCACUUCCAUAUUUAUUUGCUGGUUGUCUUUUCCAUUGUAACACAUAUGUGAAACAGGUAGUUUGAGUAAAAGCUGGCCCCCCGCUGAGAUUUUUUCUGUAGAGACGAAAAUUUAGAGAAAAUGAUUAUGUUUACAGUGCUUUAUUUAAAAUAUGUCUGGCAGAAGUAUUCAGAUUUCUGCUGAUUGGGCAGUGUUAAAGAAUGACUGGGGGUGUUUUUUUAGGAAAAGUUGUUUAGAUUAGUGGAAAGCUAAAUCAUUAAGAUAUAUUUAUGCAACCAUACUUUCUGAAAGGAAAUUCAAUAAUUGUGUUAAACCCAAGGGGUCACUUUAACAGAGGUGUGAUUUCAUUCGUGUUUACCCACAGAUGAAAACAUUUUCUCUUAGCUUAGUAGGUGUGACCUCCUCUCUUCUUUAAACUCUUGGGCAAUAGGUGGGAAUUAAAGGCCAACUUCAAACUUAGGGGUUCAGGAUAGUUCAGCUGAUCCCAUUGACAAGAAAAUUCAACUUCCUACCAGCCAUAGAAAGGUCUCUUUAAAUUUUUUUCCUUCUCUAGGGUUACCCAGCUGUUAGCCAAGGAACCAAGCAGGUCUUAUCACCUAGCUACAGUAGAGGAAAUUCUAUAUUCCCCCAAGGGAUCUGACUUAAUCCCUAGUGGUUCAUGUAGCUGGUAUCAGGGUAAGAGCAUUUUGCAUAAGGCUUUAUCUCAAAAAUCUUGUGCAGAAAUGAUCCUGAUAUUCACAAUAGCCUAAUGGACUUAGUAGGGGACGGUAUCAUCUCCAUUGGGCAAAUAAGGAAAUUAUAAUACAAGAAACAAGGACACCCAACAUAAUUGCUGAUUGGUAACACUACAGGUAUGGAUAAGAUGCAUCCUGUUUUACAGACAAAUUUUUGGAAAUUUAAGUAUUAAAUACUUUUCAUCAUAUGUAGACAGUGAUCUAAAAAUAUAAAAUGAAAAGUAAUAUUUUGUUAAUACAAAUGUGGUGUUCUAUAUAUUGGAACACAGUAGGAUAUCAUAGAUACUAUAUCCACAGAAAAAGUCUUACUCUGAAAAAAUACAUGAAAAUCUCAGCACUCCAAAGAAAUAUGUAGAUAUCAAUCAAUAUUGGUAUACAGCACCAUUACGGUAGUAAUAAAUUAUAAAAUGUUAGAGGAAUGGCCCAUACUUUCCUUUUGAUCAGUUGGGCGGCCUAUAAUUUGUUAUUUUUGUUAAGGAAAUUACCAUUAUGAUGUGGAACUCUUCACUGUUAUGUUUCCUCAUUUCACCAUUAAAGGUGAUGUCAUUCAUUAUUUUAUAUCUAAAGGCCUUGGGGAAAUUUUUGGAUUAUCUUUUGGAUGGGAGAAAAAGCUUCCUACAUACCCACAAAUGGGGUUUUAGUGAAAGGGCCAGAAUGUAAACAUGAUUCUCUGGCUUCCGUUCCAGUCUUUCUACUUGUUCAGCGUGGCCAGUAAACCUACAAAUGUCAUUCAGAUUUGUUGAUGACUUGCAGUCCUAAAGAAGUUCCCUUCUUCCUUCUGUGAGUCCCACAAAAAAUCUGCUGUAAAGACUUUGAAUACCACAACACCUUUUCUUUUAGGAGAGUCUGGUUUACCCACAACGUUUAACUUUUGGUUCUGUUCUGAAUACCCAGAAUCAGAUUUCUAGCAAAGGUCCCUGAUAGAAUUCUAGAACAUUCUAGAAUGAUCCAUUAUGAGAAUGUGAAACUUUAGAAUUUGGUGUGGUUUUCUACCUUGGAAUUUCUUCAUGGUAUCUUGAAAUUUGAGGUGAGUCUGGUGGAGAAUUUGGAGAACAUUUGUUUUUCCAAUCCCUGCUCCCUGAAAGUGCUAAUUAUUUUCUAUUUAGUAUUUUACCAUGAGGCAGUACUUUCUCUGCCUUUGAUAAUUUACAGACAACUAUGACAUUAGCACCUUUGAAAUCUGGGAACUGUUCAUUUUAAUUCAGUGGACUCCUAAAUCAUGCAGUCUGUGGUCUGAAGUUUGCCAAAAGUUGUGUUGCUCCAUAUGGCCCAUUGAAUCUAUAUUGGGAAGAGCAUGAGACUGGUUCUCUCACCUACUCUUCUUGUUGCCUCCAGAAUUCUGGCCACUGUGUACGGCCACAAAGUUCCAUGGGAGAAUGAAAGAACACUUGCCAAUAGCAAAACAUGACAGUAUUUUUGUAUGCAUUGAGAUUGAGACUUUCUAUAGUAGGGUCGCUGGAAAUACUUAAAAUAUUUUUCUUGCUGAGUUGUUUUCCAAUACAAAUCUCAGAAAUUGUGACUUACGUGGAAAAUUUCAACAUUAAAAAAAAAUUAACUGGCUAGAAAAUCUGUUUAAGUUUUCCUCCAACUUACUGAAUGACAAUUUAGCAUUUAGAUCGUAACGCUCCAGCUUUGCUAUUUAUUUGGAAUCUCUAUUACAUAUUGACUGUUUCCAUUGCAAACUGUUGUGACUGUGACUGGAUUUAUUAUUGAAAUGGAUAUUUAUAUGAACACAUCAAGGUCUGAGAGUAUUUAUCUUAUUACGCUUAGGGUGUUCAUAAAACAAGCAAGCCAUACAAGACCUUAUUGAUGUCACACAAUAGUAAUCCAGUAAUAGAAUAA
This is a messenger RNA of Ailuropoda melanoleuca (giant panda), 4342 nucleotides long. RefSeq names its product glucoside xylosyltransferase 2 (gene GXYLT2). Gene Ontology annotation, molecular function: UDP-xylosyltransferase activity. The transcript is spliced from 8 exons. The record is from RefSeq and is a predicted model, not a curated record. NCBI's taxonomy places the organism in Eukaryota, Metazoa, Chordata, Mammalia, Carnivora, Ursidae. The coding region runs from base 1 to 1215 and encodes 404 amino acids. Gene Ontology annotation, biological process: protein O-linked glycosylation via N-acetylgalactosamine.